UUCACACAGAGAAGAAGAAGACUGCUGCAUAUUCACAGAGAAGAAGAAGAAGAAGAAGGAAAGAAGAGGAGAGUUCAUGAUGAAAAUUGUUUAGAGCUGCUGUUUCAGGAUGUCAGGGAACUGGUCUAUCCUACUGGCUCCGCCCACAGGCUCUGCAGCUCCGCCCACACCCAACACCUCCCGCGCCCCCCCGCUGACAGACUGGGAGGCGCCCGCCUUCACCCGCGCCGCCCAGUUCCGCGUCGGUGCCACCUUCGUCCUCUUCCUGUUCGCCGCCUGCAGUAACCUCGCCCUAUUGGCCAGCGUGUGGCGUGGGCGGGGCCGGCGCCUGGCCUCCCACCUGCGCCCGCUGAUCGUCAGCCUGGCGUCGGCCGACCUGAUGAUGACGUUCGUGGUGAUGCCGCUGGACGCCGUGUGGAACGUGACGGUGCAGUGGUACGGCGGCGACGCCCUGUGCAAGCUGCUGUGCUUCCUGAAGCUGUUCGCCCUGCAGGCGUCCGCCUCCGUGCUCGUGGUCAUCAGCCUGGACCGCCAGCACGCCAUCCUGCGCCCGCUCGACGCCCUCAGCGCACACCGCCGCAACCGCAGGAUGCUGGCGCUGGCCUGGAGCCUGAGUCUGCUGCUCGCUUCACCGCAGCUGUUGGUGUUCCGGGCGGUGCAGGCGGAGGGCGUGGACUUCACGCAGUGCGCGACGCACGGCAGCUUCACGCGGCGCUGGCAGGAGACGCUCUACAACAUGCUGCACUUCGUCACGCUCUACGUCGUCCCCCUGCUGGUCAUGAGCUGCUGCUACACCCGCAUCCUCGUCCAGAUCCACCGCCAGCACCUCCGCAACAAAGGUGAGUCGUACCUGAGGCGCAGCGGCACCGACGUGAUCCCCAAGGCUCGUAUGAAGACGCUGAAGAUGAGCAUCAUCAUCGUGGCGUCCUUCGUGGUGUGCUGGACGCCGUACUACCUGCUGGGGAUCUGGUACUGGUUCCAGCCGGAGAUGCUGCGCGUCACGCCCGAGUACGUCCACCACGCCCUCUUCGUCUUCGGCAACCUGAACAGCUGCUGCGACCCGCUCAUCUACGGCUUCUACACGCCCUCCUUCAGGGCCGACCUGGCCGGGUGCUGCGGGAGGCGGGGCCCCGGGGCCUCGCCCAGGUCCCCGGACCGGCUCUCCGCCCGGCGGUGUCCUCACAGCGGGGAGUCCGACGCCGCCAGCGUCCACCAGGCCAGAGAGGGCGGAGCCUAACGUGACACAAUGUGACCCGCUAACUCAGAACAAAAUUCACUUUGUUUCUUGUUAUUUAUUUAUUUUUUGAGGGAAUUUCUUUGGUCAUUUUCUUGUAUUUUUUAAUUCGAAUUUUUGGGCAAUUUUAAUUUAAUUUUAAUGAUAUAAAUUUAAAUUUAUAAUAAUUUACAUUUUUUUGUUGCCGAUUCUCUGGUAAUGUUUUACUAAUUAAAAAAAAAACAAUUUGGGGGGAAAAUUUUCAGGUUCUUUUCUGAUGGGUCAGAGUUAAAUGUUGGUGAAAGCACAAACGUUUUAACACAAGAAAUCUGAUAUUGAUCCAGCA
Messenger RNA from Myripristis murdjan (pinecone soldierfish), 1559 nucleotides. Its product is annotated as gonadotropin-releasing hormone II receptor-like. Bases 110 to 1237 code for a protein of 375 amino acids. The record is from RefSeq and is a predicted model, not a curated record. Gene Ontology annotation, molecular function: peptide binding; G protein-coupled receptor activity; protein-hormone receptor activity. The transcript is spliced from 4 exons. Gene Ontology annotation, cellular component: plasma membrane. NCBI's taxonomy places the organism in Eukaryota, Metazoa, Chordata, Actinopteri, Holocentriformes, Holocentridae. Gene Ontology annotation, biological process: cellular response to hormone stimulus; G protein-coupled receptor signaling pathway.